Messenger RNA from Moesziomyces antarcticus, 1110 nucleotides. RefSeq names its product 6-phosphogluconolactonase. Gene Ontology annotation, molecular function: 6-phosphogluconolactonase activity. The transcript has a single exon. Gene Ontology annotation, biological process: pentose-phosphate shunt; carbohydrate metabolic process. The record is from RefSeq and is a predicted model, not a curated record. The coding region runs from base 1 to 1110 and encodes 369 amino acids. NCBI's taxonomy places the organism in Eukaryota, Fungi, Basidiomycota, Ustilaginomycetes, Ustilaginales, Ustilaginaceae.
AUGCGGAAAGUCGCGCUGAGCUGCCGCGCGGAUGCGUCUCCACCUCGUCGCACCGACUUGAAAGUGCAUCGGGAAUCGCACCCCAAAUCGAUCUUCGGCCGGCUCGGAGGGACGGAUGGCAUCCGCACGCUCUCAACCUUUCGCAGCAGCUGCAUCUUGCCUUCCGUCUUUCUCCAACGCCAUCUGCUGCAUUGCCUCCACCCAUCGCAGCUCUUUACCACACACACGCAAUUCCUCCACGCUCUUCGCCUUCUUUGCACAGGGCGCCAUCUCUUGCCCGAUAGGCUUCUUACCCUCAUCAUGCCGCCCAUGGACGCCAAAGCGCCGUCGCAGAAGCCGGCGGAGCCCAUCCUGUUCUCGUUCGCCGACGCGGACGAGCUGUCGCGCAACCUGGCCGAGUUUGUGAUCAAGGCGCAGAACGACGCCAUCGCACGUCGCAACAAGUUUACACUCGCCACGUCCGGCGGCUCGCUGCCCAAGAUGCUGGCCAAGUAUCUGGUGAACCGCGACGACAAUGCGUUGCGGUGGGACAAGUGGCAGAUCUUCUUCUGCGACGAACGUCUGGUGCCACUCGACCACGAGGAUUCCAACUACCACCUCUGCCACCAGGAGUUCUUCUCCAAGGUGCCCGAGCUCAAGCGCGACCAGAUCCACACCAUCGACGAGAGCCUGCUCGACGAUCCAGAAGAGCUGUCCGACGCAUACGAGAAGCAGCUCGUCGCCGCAUUUGCCGGAAAGGAGGCCGUGCGAAACCCCGUUUUCGACCUCAUCCUGCUGGGUAUGGGCCCCGACGGUCACACGUGCUCGCUCUUCCCCGGCCACGAGCUGCUGAGCGAACAGGACCGAUGGGUGGCUCCGAUUGAGGAUAGCCCCAAACCACCCGCCAAGCGCAUCACCUUCACCUACCCCGUGCUCAACCAUGCCCACCGCCUCGCCUUUGUGCUCGCAGGCGAGGGCAAGCAGGAGAUGCUCUCCAAGGUGCUCGACCAACCCCAACUCGGCCUGCCCGCAAGCAGAGUGCGUCCAUCCCCGCCUGGCGACAUCUACUUCUUCACCGACAACGCCGCUGCACACACCACCGCCUACGAACGCUCCGACUUUAAGCUCUGA